AUGAGUGCAAACGCUAGUUCAAAAGUAUUUAGUAUUGAAGGCAAAGGGUUGAAACUAGACACCGCGGAAGAUGUUCAGGAAUUUGUGACUUCAAUAUUGGAAAUUGAAAAUUUGGAACAAGUAACAUUGAGCGGAAACACUUUCGGUGUUGAAGCAGCGCAAGCUAUUGCCGGAGCACUUAAAAAAAAAAAUACUAUUAAGAUCGUUAAUGCGUCAGAUAUAUUUACAAGUAGACUUCGAGAAGAAAUUCCACGUGCCGUUAAAGCAAUUUGUGACGCGCUUGAAGAUAAAGAACAACUUGAAGAACUUAAUUUUAGCGAUAAUGCGUUUGGUCCCGCGGGAGCUGAACCAAUGGUUGAUUUUCUUACUAAUAAUCGAUGGUUACGGGUUUUAAAACUUAAUAAUAAUGGGCUUGGAGUACGUGGUGGUAUUCUAAUUGGUAAAGCACUACUAGCUGCGGCUGACAAAAAUGUCUCGGAAGGACGCACAUCGUCUCUAAGAACCAUUAUUGCUGGCCGUAACCGAUUGGAGGAUGGGUCUAGUCAGGCCCUUGCCAAUGCAAUUGCCGCUCACGGAACAUUGACCGAAGUUCGUAUACCUCAAAAUGGUAUCCGUCCUGACGGUAUUAUUACCUUAUCAAAAGGGUUGGCAGUAUGUAAAGACUUAGAAAUUCUUGAUCUUCAAGAUAAUACAUUUACAGAGACUGGUUCUAUGGAUUUUUCCAAAGCACUCGUUGAAUGGCCAAACUUGAAGGUUUUAAAUGUUGGAGAUUGCUUGUUAUCAACAAAAGGUGGAAUAACUUUUGCGGAAGCUCUUUCAUUAGGUCACAACAAAAAACUCGAAACGCUUAACCUUCAAUACAAUGAAUUGGAUAGUGAAGCUAUGAAAAUAUUGGCGACCGCCAUUUCUACACAUCUUAAAAAUCUAUCUGCAUUGGAAUUGAAUGGUAACAUCGUCAACCCGAAAGAUAUUUCUAUUAGAAACGUAAUAUCUGCCUUGGAAGAAAAUGGUCACGCGGACGCAUUAGGCGAGUUAGACGAUAUGGAAUUCUCCGAUGAAGAGGAGGAGGAAGAACUUGAAGAAGAUACUGAAGAGAUGGAAAAAUCUCCUGAAAAAGGAAAUAAAGAAGAAGUCUUGGUAGAGGCAAAAAUUGAGUCACAAUUAAAAAUUCAAAAACUCGAAAAACAUUCUAUCGAAGCGAAGUCUGCACAAGAAGGUGAGGCGCGGGAAAUUAAAAAAGAUCAAGAAACUCCAUCGACAAAUAGCGAACGUCAAGUAAAAGAACUUACAGAACGUAUUUCAAAGGUUCAAAAGUCUUAA
Molecule: messenger RNA, 1320 nt
Organism: Funneliformis geosporum
Lineage: Eukaryota; Fungi; Glomeromycota; Glomeromycetes; Glomerales; Glomeraceae
Source: the annotation of a GenBank genome assembly